AUGUUGGAAUUUGAUGUCGGUAAGGAAGUGAGGAGAAGGACACACCAAAGUGAGUUUAACAAAAGCAAAAUUGGAGGAGCGUUGAGAGAUAGAGUCGGAGUUGGUUCGAGAGACAAUGGAAUAAGUAAAAGUGCUUUUGGUUAUGCUGAAAAGAAUUCUAAUCCGAACAGUUUUGUUUGUGCUGUUUUGCGGGCUGGAUUUCGGACGAUCCAGAAGGACCCAGAAGCCAAACUUGGUGUCGUUGAAAAGAGGAGACUCUCAUCUUUCCAGAUCUGUCGAGAUCGCGCCGAUCGGACAUGUAACCAUUUUGGAUCGCGAAUCUGUCAAACGCAAUUUCUCAGAACGCAAACGCAGAUAGUCAGAAAUCGCGUUUCAACCGCAACCGCUUUAACCGCUAUUUUCCCAACCGCUUCAACCGCUAUUUUGCUGCGACUCCGAAGCGCAAUCGCUAUUCUUCCGGGGUUAAUUUUCAAAGUGGCUAAGGUGAGGAUAUGUGACUUGUGGACUCGCAUUGCGUAUGUAAGAUUGUUUGUGCGCGGGCAUGGCGAUCCCGUCGAAGCCGUUUGUUUUGGUGAAGUCGGAUUGAGGACGAGGACAUGGCGAUCCCGUCGAAGCCCGUUAACGGCUGACGAGCCAGAAGGUGGUGGAAGACCUUUCGAGGUGCCCGACCAGCCUAGUUGUCAUGUGAAAGUGUUAUGA
Molecule: messenger RNA, 699 nt
Organism: Microthlaspi erraticum
Lineage: Eukaryota; Viridiplantae; Streptophyta; Magnoliopsida; Brassicales; Brassicaceae
Source: the annotation of a GenBank genome assembly